Messenger RNA from Penicillium canariense, 4272 nucleotides. RefSeq lists its product as uncharacterized. Bases 1 to 4272 code for a protein of 1423 amino acids. The record is from RefSeq and is a predicted model, not a curated record. The transcript is spliced from 10 exons. Gene Ontology annotation, molecular function: protein binding; hydro-lyase activity. NCBI's taxonomy places the organism in Eukaryota, Fungi, Ascomycota, Eurotiomycetes, Eurotiales, Aspergillaceae.
AUGGUCGAAGCUGAAACAGAACCCAACCGGGACUACGACCUCUCGACCCCUAUCACGUCCACCUCGGGGCUUCGGCAGGGUCUGACGUCCUAUGGAGAUGCCCAUUUUUCUCUGUUCCUUCGCAAAGUGUUCAUAAAGGCUUUGGGAUAUUCCGAAGACGCACUCUCACGCCCUAUAGUGGGCAUUAUCAACACGUUCUCAGGAUUCAACCCCUGCCAUGCCAACGUGCCCCAGCUCAUCGAGGCCGCCAAGCGUGGUGUGCAUCUCAAUGGUGGGUUGGCGGUGGAGUUUCCCACCAUCAGUGUUCAUGAAUCUUUCUCACACCCGACAAGCAUGUUCUUGCGGAAUCUGAUGAGUAUGGACACCGAGGAGAUGAUCAAGGCACAGCCAUUGGAUGCGUGUAUCAUGAUUGGAGGUUGUGACAAGACUGUCCCCGCGCAACUGAUGGGCGGAAUCUCGGCCAAUAAACCAAUCCUACCGCUGAUCACUGGUCCAAUGUUACCUGGCAGUCAUCGUGGCCAGCGAAUCGGAGCAUGCACCGAUUGCCGCAAUAACUGGGCAGCAUUUAGAGCGGGCGAAAUCGAUGUUGAGGAGAUUUCUGCUAUUAAUGAAGAGCUUGCACCUACAAUUGGUACGUGUGGCGUCAUGGGAACAGCCAGUACCAUGGCUUGUAUUACUGCAGCACUGGGAAUGAUGCCCCUUCGAGGUGCAUCUGCACCGGCUGUCUCAUCCGCUCGGGUACGUAUUGCCGAGGAAACCGGCGCGAAUGCUGUGGCAGUUGCGAAAGCUCUCAGGAAGCCCCAGGAGAUUCUGACGAAAGAGUCAUUCUUGAAUGCCAUCACAGUAUUGCAAGCUAUAGGUGGUUCUACCAAUGCGGUGGUCCACCUAUUGGCCAUCGCCAACAGACACCCAGACCUACAAGGCGUAAUAACCUUGCAGACAUUCGAAGAAAUCGGACAGAGGACUCCGCUAUUGAUCGACCUGAAACCCAGCGGAGACAACUACAUGAAUGAUUUCCAUAAUGCGGGGGGCAUGCUGGCGCUGCUACAAGUAUUGCGGCCAUUGCUUCACUUGUCUGCUCGAACCAUCAGUGGACAAACUCUAGGGCAGAUUUUGGAUGCAGCUCCAUCCAAGAAACUUUCAUUUGACCAGCAUAUCAUCAGGCCACUUUCGAAUCCUCUUUACCCUUCGUCCUCCCUGGCCGUUCUUCGCGGCAAUCUCGCUCCCAAUGGAGCGGUGACAAAGGCCUCGGCGUCAAAAUACAGAUCUUUACUUUCGCACACCGGGCCAGCAGUGGUCUUUGAAAACUCCGCCGAUCUUGCCCGCCGAAUUGACGACCCGGAUCUCCCAGUCACCAAAGACAGUGUGUUGGUUCUCAAGGGCAUUGGCCCAAUCGGCAAUCCCGGUAUGCCUGAAGCGGGCCUUAUUCCUAUUCCGAAGAAGUUGGCUGCUGUAGGAGUGAAAGAUAUGCUACGACUGUCCGAUGGUCGUAUGUCUGGAACCGCUGGAGGCACUAUUGUCCUUCAUAUCUCGCCCGAGGCAGCGGUCCCCGAGUCGCCAUUUGGAGUGAUUGAAACGGGUGACGUGAUUACCUGUGAUAUCGAGAGUCGGAGACUUCAUCUUGAAAUUUCUGAUGAAGCCUUGCAGGCCCGGAUCAAGCUACGAAAGGAGAUUCUGGAAAGGGAAUCUGGGCCAGUCCGAGCACGGCAGCAGAGGAGAGGGUACCGGGGGUUGUAUGAGCGGUCGGUGAACCAAGCGCAUGAGGGGACUGAUUUUGAUUUUCUCACGGCCAGCGACACCCCGGGGACGACAGUACUAGCAUACACACCUGAUGGACGACGCAUUAUCACCGGUGGAUCGAACUCGGCCAUCCGGAUCUACACAGUCGACCAGGAUGGGGAGCCCAAGACGGUCGACGAGGGUGUUGACGGGCAUUUCGCAAUUGGUGCCACGAACGAAUUGUUUCUCAUGGGCGCCGAGGAUGGAACUGUUUGGCAGUACGAUAUUGCGUCGGGGAGAAUGGGAGGCCUGCUUGUCCGCUGCGCUUUGCCCGUGAGAGACAUUGCGGUGUCUCGGGACGGUGAAUGGGCUGCGAUAUCAAGCGAUGAACUUUCGGUGAAGGUCGUCAAAAUCGAGGACAUGACGCAGGUCAAAUACCUUCGGGAACAAAGCAAGGGAACAAAGCACGUCACGUUCGAUCCAAAUGGGCGCUACGUAACUGUUUCCAGCACAGAUGGCAUUCUCUAUGUCUAUUCAUUAACCGAGGAAGAGCCAGAGGUAGUUCGCAAACUCGAUGGAGUGAUCCGAAAGCUCGAGCCAGAUGCGGAAGCGACAGCGAAAGCUGUCUGGCACCCGGACGGCACCGCAUUUGCAGUGGCAGAGGCCACAAGGGAUAUUGCCAUCUAUUCGAUUUCAGAGUGGAAGAAGGAGAAGAGCUUUGCUGGUGGUCACAGUGGGGAUAUCACAUCGCUGAGCUGGGCUCCCAAUGGAACCAUGUUGGCAUCGGCAGGAGCUGAUGGGCAGAUUGUGCUCUGGGAGACGAAGACACAAAAGAUUCUCCAGCGUUAUGACUUUGGAAACGUGAUCAAUCUUGCCUGGCACCCGACGAAGAACUCGCUUUCAUUUACUACUUCGGAUGGAGAGCUGUUCAUCUACGACAACUUUGUUCCCAAGGACUACGAAUCUCAACUGCGAAAGCCGCUGCAGGCUGCUCCUAUUUUCCCGGGCCCAUUGACUGAGAUCUCGAAUAAUGUGCCACGGACAUUAGCUGAGCGAUCCAAAGAGGCAAUUCAGAGGGCGGCGCGAGCAGGGACACCCGACUCCCUUGACGAUAUUCUGGGUGAGGAUGACGAGAUGCGGGAUUUUGUCGAUGAUGACGAUGGAGCUGGCUAUGCCGAGGAGCUCAACCUGUAUGGCAAGCGGCCAAAUGGCCAUCUCGACGAUUUGGAUGGUCCCGACAAUAAGCGAGUAUUCUCGGGUUCUUUGCAACCCAAGGCGCACCCACCUCUUCAGCCUGGCAGCACGCCCUGGGCGGGUAAUAGAAGAUAUCUGUGCCUGAACUUGACUGGUGCCGUCUGGACUGUCGACCAAGAGACGCACCAUACUGUGACUGUGGAGUUCUAUGAUCGUGAGCUUCAUCGAGACUUCCACUUUACGGACCCCUAUCAAUAUGACAAAGCGUGUCUUAAUGAGAACGGAACCCUGUUUUCCAACAACCCCUCUGAUGGUGGUCCUGCCAGUAUUUUCUACAGGCCACAUGAGACAUGGACCACCAGAGCGGACUGGCGAACUCAACUACCCGAGGGAGAGAUGGUUCGAGCUCUGGCUCUCAGCGAAUCCUAUAUCGUUGCAGUGACAACGAAGGACUACGUGCGAGUGUAUACUCUCUUCGGCACCCCAUUCCGAGUGUUUCGACAAAAGAGCCAAGCUGUGACAUGUGCCGCGUGGCGAGACUAUAUCAUGACGAUCGGAAACGGACCCGUGGCAGCGGAUGGUCGGCAUGCGACAUUAAAAUACACUGUUGAGAACGUCAAGCGCGACGAAAUCUGCCAGAAUGAGGACGUGGUUGCCCUUCCCACAGGGGCUCAGCUACAGAGUGUUUUCUUUUCUGACACGGGAGAUCCUUGUGUCUAUGACUCAACCGGUGUCCUUGCAGUGCUGCAGCAUUGGCGUGCGCCUGGGCAAGCCCGGUGGGUGCCUCUUCUGGACACCAAGCAGCUCUCUCGACUGGCGGGCGGCCGGAAGGAAGAGACUUACUGGCCUGUGGCCGUUGCGCAAGGGAGGUUCCACUGUAUCAUCCUCAAGGGUGGCGAAAAGAACCCGUACUUCCCUCGGCCGCUGCUCAGCGAAUUCGAUUUCCAAGUCCCUAUCUCAAGCAACCCACAGAAAGAUCCCAGCGAAUCUGAAGAUGCCGCCAACGAUGGCUCCCGCUUCGAGGAAUCUUUCGUCCGUGGCAACAUUCUCCUCUCGCUAUUCCGUGACCUUCUGGCCUCGACCAAUGCAACGGCUGGCCAACGCGCUGAGCUGGCGCGCAAGGAGUUAGAGAUUGACAAAACGCUUCUUCAGAUGCUGGCCAUCGAAUGCCGAGAAGGCGAAGAGCGCGGCAUGAAGGCACUGGAGCUGGUGACCAUGAUGAAUGAUCGCAAUGGCAAGAUGAUGGAGGCAGCCGCCAAGGUUGCACAGCGCUUUGGACGCGGCGUGCUCGAGGAUAAGAUUCGCGACAUGGCGGAGCGACGAGUAAUGGGCAUGGGCGAUGACGACGAACUGGCUUGA